AUGGAGCCCCUGGACAGAGCUCAAGAAAUCCUCCUCUGUGACCUGUGUCUUACAGCCGCAUUACAGAGUCAUUGUGAACUUUGUCAGAUUAACCUCUGCAAAGCCUGUGUGGUGGAGCAUCUCUCUGAUUCAUCGGAAAGACACAAUGUUGUACCAUACAAACAUAAAACUUCUGCUCCUAACUACCAAAAAUGCCCGAACCACACUCAGAAACAUUGUGAACUUUACUGUGAAAAAUGUGACAUUCCUGUCUGUUCUACCUGCAUCUCUUCCGAUGAACAUCAUGGGCAUAAGUUAACAGAUAUCUUACAGAAUCCUAGAUUCAUUAAAGAAAUUUUAAUGAUGGAUUUUAAAGAACUAGAAAAUAGAAUAUAUCCUACCUAUGAAAAAAUUGAAGCAAAUUUAAACUCUGAAAAACUGAACAUGGUAAAACAUUAUAAAAAACUGACAACAGCUGUCACCAAAAAAGGAGAAGACUGGCAUAGAAAAAUUAACAGCAUUGUCAACAAACAGAAAUCUGAAAUUGAUGAAAUGAAAUCAAAACAUCUGGCUGUUUUAAAUAAGCAGGAAAAUGAAAUUAAACAGAUGUUAUCUGAUGUGAAACAAACUUUGUUUAAUCUGAAGAAAAUACUUGAUUCAAAUGAUGUCUCCGUAGCUUCUACCUACAAAUCCAGGAAUGCUGAAUUUAGAAAAUUACCUCCUAAAUUUAGUAUAUCAUUACCAAGUUUCUCUCCUCAUCAGAUCAACACAGACCAGCUCCGUCAAAUGUUUGGUUCUCUUUCGUCAUUUUUUGUAACAACAGAUGAACAUGGCUACACAAUGAAGACACCAGAAGCUGUAUCCUCUACUUCAAUCAAACCACUGCUUGAUAAACCAGAGAUUUUAACCAACAUAAACACUGGAUAUGAAUUCCUACGCAAAGUUACCUGUCUCAGUGAUGACGAAAUUUGGACACGCGGAGAAGACAGAAUCAUGAAACUUUACAACAUGCACGGUCAACUACUGGAUACAAUCCAAACCAAGUCAGAGAACCAUCCACGCGACAUAGCAGUGACAAGCAGUGGAGACCUAGUUUAUACUGACCCUGAUACAAGAACUGUAAACAUAGUGAAGAAUAAACAGAUACAGGAAGUGAUCAAUCUUCGGGGGUGGGAGCCUAACUAUAUCUCUGACCGGGAAGCCAGUGCUGUAGUGGUUGUUAACCAGACAGGAAAACUCCGAUUUAGAUACACAGGUCAUCCCUCUACUACCAAGGAAUCAUUUUAUCCAAUUGGCAUCACAACAGACAGCCAGAGUCACAUCCUGACAGCAGACUCUCUAAAUCAUUGUGUUCACAUCCUUGAUCAGGACGGACAAUUCCUCUGCUACAUUGAUAACUGUGAUCUACAGUAUCCAUGGGGCUUAUGUGUAGACACCAGAGACAACCUCCUUGUAGCUGAGUGUAACAGUGGUCAAGUGAAGAAAAUCAAAUAUAUGUAA
Saccostrea cuccullata (small rock oyster) is the source of this 1479-nucleotide messenger RNA. RefSeq names its product E3 ubiquitin-protein ligase TRIM36-like. Gene Ontology annotation, molecular function: ubiquitin protein ligase activity; protein binding; zinc ion binding. The transcript has 2 exons. The record is from RefSeq and is a predicted model, not a curated record. Lineage: Eukaryota; Metazoa; Mollusca; Bivalvia; Ostreida; Ostreidae. The coding region runs from base 1 to 1479 and encodes 492 amino acids.